Mya arenaria is the source of this 10108-nucleotide messenger RNA. RefSeq names its product serine/threonine-protein kinase Nek11-like. The transcript is spliced from 14 exons. The coding region runs from base 433 to 2433 and encodes 666 amino acids. NCBI's taxonomy places the organism in Eukaryota, Metazoa, Mollusca, Bivalvia, Myida, Myidae. The record is from RefSeq and is a predicted model, not a curated record. Gene Ontology annotation, biological process: protein phosphorylation. Gene Ontology annotation, molecular function: protein kinase activity; ATP binding.
UAGAAGUGCAAACUGUCAAAAUCAUGUAAAAUCAUGUAAUUCCUGGACGACUGAUCGACAGUUAACCGUGUGCGUUCAGCAAUAUAAACCCAUGUUUCUUGCAGUGAAUCAACAUUUGCUUGCACGUGUCAUUUUUUAGUUAUUAUAAAAACUGAUUCCCACCUGCCAAUGGUAACAAAGGACGCCAAAAUGCAAAUGGCGACAUGACACCUGUCAAAGUUCACAAACUUUAUUUUACCAUUAUUUUUACAGUGUCAUUGUCAUGCUUGAGUAAAAAUGUCAGGGUUUCUUAAACAUUUCUUUGUUAACAAUACAUGCAAUAACCCUACAGAAUGCAUAUGAAUGUUUUAAACAUGUAAUUUGAAUAUGUUAUGUGAAAUCAAUCAAUAGUGAUUUUAUGAGUGACAAGUCACACAGAUUGUUUUUUUCAAAAUGAAUAUUUCAAAAAUGAGCCAAUCAACUCAAAAGAACAAAAAACCUAAGGUUUGGGUAAACAGAUACCAAUACAUAAAAAAAUUAGGAAAAGGCAAUUUCGGAACAGCUUACCUCUGCAAAGAUCUGCGACACAAAGCAACAGACGAGGAUGGUAAUUUGAAAGUGUUAAAAGAGAUCUCAGUUGGUGACCUACAGCCAGAUGAAACAGUAGAUGCAAUGCAUGAAGCAAAAUUGCUGUCCAAACUUAAUCACCCCAGUAUUGUAAAGUUCCAUGACAGCUUCAUAGAUGGCGAGUAUUUCUGCAUUGUCACAGAAUACUGUGAGGGAGGAGAUUUGGACAUGAAGAUAUUGGAGCAUAAGAAGAACAAGAGGCAGGUCGAUGAGAAGAUGGUCUUGGACUGGUUUGUUCAGCUUGUUCUUGCCGUGCAUUACAUGCACAGUCUUCGUGUGCUGCAUAGAGACCUCAAAACCAGAAACAUAUUUCUGAAAAAUAAUCGGGUGAAAAUCGGCGACUUUGGUAUAUCGAGAAUACUGAUGGGAACAACUGACUUGGCUUCCACAUUUACUGGUACCCCAUACUACAUGAGCCCGGAGGUGCUGAAACAUGAAGGGUACAACUCCAAAUCAGAUGUCUGGUCUAUAGGUUGUAUACUGUACGAGAUGUGUGCCUUAGACCACGCGUUUGAUGGUAAAAGCCUGAUGGCCGUCAUGUAUAAAAUAGUUGAAGGGGAACCACCAGAUCUGCCAGCUAAAUACUCUAAGGAACUUAGUAGAAUAUUAAAAUUAAUGCUGAACAAAGAUCCAGAAAAGAGACCAUCGGCAACAGAGUUAAUAAAAGUUCCAUUACUAUCUGGUCAUAUAGCGAAAAUGUCUGAGGAGUACCAGGCCAAACACGGUGUUGGCCACGACACUAACAACACCAACGAUGCCCUGGACAUAGCUAAAGCUCUAAAAGAGAAGUCUAGACUAGAAGAUUUGCGGAAAACUGAGGAUGAAACGAAAAUGAGGAAUUUACACCCAAGAGAAAGAAUGAGAUUAAAGAAAUUACGAGAAGCAGACAAGGAGGCUCAACGACUAAGCGAAGUGGCUCGAGUCCAACUUAUAGAAAAUCAGGAGCGGAAAAGCAGAAUUCAAGAGACUUUGUUUAAGCCUUCUAUACCUGCGUGGCAGGGUGGCCAUGGGGAGGGCGGGGACCUGAAAACGGCACUUACAGUCAAAGGUGUCUCAGCCAGAAAACAGCCAAAGGACUUUGGUACGCGGUCUGCUCCCAUGGUGUUAGGUGUGUCCGAAGAUCAAAGCUCCGACGAGGAUCAGGAACAAACUGUUAUACAUAAACCAUUAAAAACCGCUGGCGGCCCUUCACUCUCACAGUAUUUACCUAAAGCUUCUUCAGACGACCCCGAUGACCGGGCUAUUACUCCAUUGAAAGAUAAAAUGGUCUAUGAUAGAUUAUAUUCUUCACUAGAUUUUAAAGAUGGUAUACCAGAUAACCCAGCCCUUGCCAACACCUACUACUCUCAGUUUGACGAAGAUUUCACACCAUCUGAUGACGAAGAUGAAGCUGCUGAAACCGUCAUUCGUCGUAAAAAUGAUGACAGCGAUGAUGAUGACGAUAUCCUAUUCGGGUCAAAAGACGGCACCUUGAAGAAGGACGAAGAGGAGGAUUUCUUUAAUCAACUCCAGUAUGUGUUGGACAAGGACAAUGAUGCAGAGGGCACCAUGACCUUAGUGGAUGAUCAGGAUUCUGGAGCAUUUGGGCCAGUUGCCAGGGAAACCAAAAUCAAAAACUUGAGAGCUGAGUGUGAAAAGAUGUUGGGACAGGCAGGGUUCGAUAAAGCGUACAAUUACCUGAAGACAGCGCGGUACGAUCGAGCCACGGAGGCGACGGAGGAAGACAUAAUGUCGGGACUGCGGGAUUUUGUAAAGAACCCAAGUGACUGUUUCCUCGUCGACCAGUUAUUGUUCCUGGAAGAGCAACAUGGGGCGGGGCUUGGAUAGUGAAAGUGUUGAAAUUUGAGGCAUGCAAUUCCAAAAGGUUCAUAGUGAUAUUCAAGAAAAAAACAAAUAGUACCUUUUCGCUUGUACUCCUUGAAUUGUUUUGUUGUGUAUGGCACUGUGUUGCGUUAUUAUAAAGAUAUGUACAUAAUGGGGCUGUUUUAUCAACAUGUAUUGUACAAUCAAACUUUUGGUUUUAUUUUUCUAUGUAGUCAAUAUAUAAAAUUUGAAACAAAUCAUUAUACUGGAUAGUCAGGUUAAGAGAUAUUUAUUUUAUUUUACAAGAAACCUUUCAAUUAGGUUUGUGACAAUCCCUCUUAUUUAACUCAAGAUUCUUGAUUGUACGAUACGCUGCCAUGCACUCGUUGAUAAAAAGGCAUCAAUGUGAACAUGAGGCAAACUUUCACAAAAAAAAAAUCAAAUUCUCCAUCCAGGUUACCUCAAUGAUUAGGAAGACUGGAAAAAAAAAUUAAGAAUGAUUAUCUCAAAACAUUUGCUUUUCCAUUGGAGAUAAACAAAUCAAUGAUACAAUGGAAAUAGCAUGUACUGGGACAAGCCCAGUAGCUAGAAAUUUAAUGAAGAGCCUGUUUUUAGGCUCAUGGUAUUAAGGGUAUCCAAUAGGUGUACAUAUAAGCUUGUGAUUAGAUCAAGUGAUUAAAUGUUAAAAUUCUGAUGCCAGCUGACCCCAUAUAAUGUUGAUAUCGUUUGAAAGGGUGUUACUUGCAGAUUACUAAAUAAAUAUGUAAUAGAAUUGGCUGAAAAGACAGAUAUGGUAUUUUUGUUUUUUUAUUUCAAUUCAAAUUUGACAUCAAAUAGCAUAUUCAGCAAUCUUUCAAUCCCAUAAAAGCUUGUUUUUUAUAUUGUCUGUGAUAUGAUUCUUAUAUUAAUUACAUUUAUGUUAAUAUUAAACUCUUUCAAAUGAUAUUAAAAUAUAAUGUGUCAUCAGGUAUCCAAACUCACAUAAUGGAGUACUGAGUACCCCACAGCUGGUGAUCGAGUUGGAAUAAAUUAUUGUUUAAGGACAGCCUUAUAAAUUCUGUGAAUUGUUUCACUUUAGGUAAAUAAUGAUUACUAACUCAGACACUAGAUGUAGAUAUGAUAACUUGACCUGGCAUUAUCAUCUUCAUUAAUAUGUUAGAUAGAAUACCCAAGAUUUUGGAGGGAGUGUUAACAUUUAUAAGAUUUUAUGUUGUUUAAAUGGUAAUUAUUUGUUGUUGAUAAUGUUAUCAUUGUUCCAAAAACAGCAGCAUUUUGUAUGCAAGAGUGUUUUUUUAGAUCAGGAUUUAUCAUGAAUCUUGAAGCUAGAGCUUUAAAGGGGACUUGCUCAUGUUUUUGUUUACUGGUUAUGCAUCUGAAAACACUUAUAUUUAUCUUUUUUUUUACUCAUUGAUAUUGAAAUUUGCAGAAAAAAAUACAGUUAAAGUAUAAAAAAGUCAUUUGGUUUUAGUGGGGUGCGAGUUAAGAAAAGUUACGAAAAAAAAAUGAAAACCUGACUCCUUAACCACUAGGCCACCAGGAUUUAUACAAAAGUGAAGGAUAUUUUAAGGUUUUAACAAUACAAUGAUAACAUCACAUGACAAUGUCAAAUAAUCAAUCAUCCAACAAUGAAAAUUGUUGUCUUAAAAGACGAUAUUUGAGCAAAUGUAUACAUUUGCCGAAGGAUUCCGGCUUGUAGUACCUUAGUUUAAACACUGUUAAUAAUUUGCCACACUUUAUUUUGUCAUACAAAAAAGUGGAUUUUACAAAAACAUGAGCAAGUCCCUUUAACAUCAGACUAUUGUACAGUUCUAAAGAUUGUUUUUUGCUCGCAAACUUGCAUCCUAAACAGUAGGAGGUGCCUUGAAAUGAAUAUUAAUAAAUUUGGAAACAAUUUCUAAAGAUGUUUAAGUCCCUUUACCCAGGUUGGGCUUGAAUCCCUCGUACUCAAAUAGAUGUUCGGCUAUUUUUCAGGAUUGACAAUAAUCAGCUGUUAAAAUGUCUGAAACAAAAGUAUUGAAAACUGAUGUAAAUUCAUAUGAACCUGAUUUGUUCGAACAUUUACUCACUAUUAAAAGGAAUCUUGAUAAACACAAUAAUAUGUUAAAUCUUGUUGCCCAAUCUGGCUUGAAGCCAUCCAAAUGAACUUGCCGGAAGCCAUACCCACAUGCCCGUUCACAUGACGUUAACAUUAUUUUCUUUCAAAAUAUUUUUCAACUAGAUCUGUUUUCUUAAUAGACAAUGUUUUUUUACCUUGACCAAAUUAAAAGAUGUCCUGUAAUUCAAUGAUUUUGGCAUGACUAUUGCUCUUCCUAAUAUAAAAUGUAUAAAUAUGCUUAAUUAAAGUUCAAAACCUUGUACAAAUUUUAUUAACUUUGAUGUUUUUUCUUCCUGUGUCCAAUCUUUCAUUUGAAUUUCUCAUUCAAGCAAGCUUGCCCUUUGGCAAUUUUACCUGGCCCUGGCUUUGGGCAAGUCAUUAUUGUGAAGAUUGCAAUUGGUACAACAUAUUACAAUGUCCAAGCCACAUCUGUUUUACUGCACAUUAUAAUUCAAUGUCAUAUUGCUAGACCAUGCUGCCAGAUUUGACAUAAAAUUAUGUGUUACACUUGAACUCAGCAGUGCUAAUUCACCUUAGUUGACACAGUGUUGCGCAAGAUCUUUUUUCUGUUAUUGAAACCAAAGUACAGUUGGAAAACCCACUUUUCCAGCUUGGUGGCCGCAAACUACAACGUAUUUCUUAUAAAUGAUAAAAAUAGUCUCAACAUUAGUAUCUCUGACAUAUUCAAUAAAUUGUUUUGAUAUAGAAAGAGACAUUUAUUUUUUAACCAAACAUAAAAUAGGAUUUAGAGUUACUUUUGUUAAAAUAUGUUGAAUAUUUUUUAGGAGAAUUUUAGGCUACCGGUAAUGGUGUACAUUGGGACAAUCACUCGCUUAAAAAUUGUUUAUGUAUUCUUUUUUUUACAUGGAAUUAAGUAAAUAUCAGGACCUCAGUGUUAUAAAUCAGUGUUUCAUUGUGUUCAUUUGCUGCGUAUAUUGAUAGAUGGUUAUAGAUAAUUUUUUAAACACAGUAUCAAUUUUAUUUUUGAUUUAAAAAUAAAAGAAAUCUUUCAUUACUGUUAAGUUAAACUUUUUUAGUAUUUGUCGAGGCCAAUUUUAUUUAUCGUCCAAAAUUACAUUUGAAAGAAUGAUGGCCAAACACAAGACAAACUUGCCAGAAGAGUUAAGUUAAAUAACUAUAUAGCUACAUAUUCUUGAAACAUUAUAUGGGCGGAUCGUUCAGAACUUUGUUAAAGUUAACAACAUGAUUAACCAACAUUAUUGUUAACUUUUAAACAUGAAAUAUUUGAUGAUGUGCUCAGAUUUAAUAGUAAACUAAUACAGCUUAAACAGCUGUCUAAAAUCUUGUUAAAAAUAGUCAGCAAAUAUGUAUCCAAACUACCAGAGAAGUUGCAAUUUGAAAGUUAGCAACAAUGAUGUUAAUAAUGUUGUUAUCUUUAAGUUCUGAACAAUAAGCCAACUGCUGUCAGGUUAUAUUCUUGCCACUGUUGUUCAGGGGCAUUUCAUUUAUUUUAUUUUUUUGCUCAUAUGUUGGUGUGAUUAUAGAAAAAUGUCAGGGUAUUGUGAUGGCCUUGCUGUUGAUGUUAGUGUCACUGUUUUGCUUUUUGCUUUCUUAAUGCGGUAGAAAGAAUAUAAAUUUUUUCCACUAAUCCAACUACCCAUUUUCUGCUCUCUUCCCUUCCUUUUUUUUGCCAUAGAAUGGACUGUUUUGAAUUUCCUAAAGAUUUGCUUUUUUGAGUGAACAUGUUCAAAUUUGACUUUUUUGACAAAUAGAGAAUUUUCUACAGUGGGGAUAUACCGGUUUGGUCAGGAAUUCUGAUUUAAAAAAAGAAAAAAAAAGUUAUGGUUACCUACCUACCCUAUUCUUUUGGAGUUGUCAGUGGGAUCAAAGAUUUUUUAAGCCUUAUUGUUGAGUUAUUUCCACUCUGACUACAACAACAAGAACAACAGAUGAGUGUUUGCAUCCAUGUCCUGUGCUCUUGUUUUGUGUCUAUAAUUGUAACAUGUUGGGCUGAUUGUUGUUAGGGUAAGUACAUGAUUAGAAAAAUUGUUAACUUUUAAAUGUGAAAUAUUUGAUCAUGUUCUCAUAUUUAAAUAUAAACCAGUGUACACAGCUAAAACAGUUGUCUCAAAUCUUGUUGAAAAUAUAGCAAUCACAUCUGUAUCAAUUAGAUUUCCAGAGCAGUAACAAUUUGAAAGUUAACAAUGAUGCAAUGCCAACACUGUUAACUUAAUCAUAGUUGUGAACAAUCAGCCCUUUAUGAACAAACUUUAAUUUACAUUUCUUGCAAACCAAUGUGCACUAGUGAGCAUGUUUUAUUUACCCAAUCCAAAAAGCCAAAAUAUUGUUCUUUAAAAAAUGAAACCUUUAUAAAUAUGUAUGCUGUGCUGCACUAAGUCAUUCGCUUCAAAGUCAAAGUGUGUUUUACAGUUUGAAAAUAAUUUUCUUUGUCCUUUCUUCUAUCUGAGACUGUUAAGCAUAUUCAGUGCUCGAAAUUAGCACAAGCCCACAAGCCCUGCACUGGUAAAAUGCUUUCCUGGCUUGCUCAAAUACUGGGUUUUGAAUAGCAGGCCUUGUUAAAAAAUGUAAUGCCAAGCAGUAGUAUAUGAAUUCGGUCUUGUGCAUCCAAAAGACUAAUUUCGAUGACUGCAUGUUGUAAAUAGAAAACAUUAGGUAGCGUUACUUUAGAUAUCUACAUUGCAACCAAACAAUGAAAAAUGCCACUUUCUGUAUAAUGUUUUGUUUAUACUAUGUUUAUUUAUGAAUACUUUUCAGCAUUGUAUAAGUAUUUCCUACUAUUAGUAUAUUAUAGACGUAUACUUGUUAAUCAUUCAAGCUCAGGUCAUAGAAGUGUGAGCAACUUAUAGUUUAUAACAAUAGCUAGUUCUUUAUUUAACGGGAAUUUAUGUAGAUGUGCUAACUAAUGCUCAGUUGUGUUGUAACGUCUUUCAUUGUUUUGCUUUAUUUGUUUAGAAUAUAGUUCUCUAACAUUUUUACACAAUUAUUGUUUAAUGUAAUGCUUAGGCCACAAUUAAUGAACAGAUUGUGUGAUGUUACCUGAUCCACAUGUUACGGUGUGACUUGAUGAAUUUUAUUUUUUUUACUUUUCUUAUCACCUAAUAUUCCCUUAUAAAGAAAUGGGAAAAUAAUAAUACUGUAUGACCAUCUAAGAGGCAAAGCAGCUGUUUUCUUAGAAAAAAAAGUGUUUUUUCUAUUUAAGUUGAAUUUAAAAAAAGAAAAUGUUUUAAUGUCAAAAGAAUAAACAUAAGCAGGAAAAAGGUCCAAAUAAUAAAUGCAUGUUUAUAAAGUUGAUGGACAAUAGAGAGUAUUUAAAAUAUUUGUUGUUAAAAGUUUGAAAUUUUUAUUUAGUGAUUUUUUUUUAGAAGAAGCUUUAUAAAUAAGGCAGCAUCAAGGCCCCAGAACUUUUGGGUCAUUGGUUUUUGUGUGAGUCAGUUUGGUAACCCUUAACAAAAUUUUAAUUAAUGGUGGCCUUAUUGUGUUAAUGUGUCAUUGCUUUUUUUGUUUCUGAUUGAAAUUGUUGUAAUAUUGUUUUUGUUUGCAUUGGUAAUGAGUAAUCAAUCAUGUUGAUCUAUUUAAAUGUCAUUUGAUGAGGAAGAAACAUUUUAGCUUCAACUGCAUUCCAUGUUAUAGUACCAUAAUAAUAAAUUAUCAUAACAGCCGUGCCUAAAUAUAAAGUGUUGUGUAACUUAUUUCACAUACAUCACAUAUUAAACCUUUUAGCUGGUUUGUUUUUGGAGAUUUGGAGUGAAGAAAUAACUUUGAGGAAAAGUGAUAUCCUUGGUGUCGUUGUUGCUGUAGUCGGCGUUUUCAAAAAAUUAACUUUGGCCAUUUCUCGCAAAAAACAAACUUAGUACAAAAUCAAGGCGCAUAAUCCUGGUUUAAAAUACUUAGUGAGUUAUGCCCCUUUUUGACAGGAAAAACAGUGGAGCGUUGGCAUCCGCUUGGCGGUGCUUGCCUGUUUUUUAACUGACCCUAAGAAUUCAGAUAUGACAGUGCAAUAAUGCCUUAGUUCAUUAAUUGUAAUGAAAAAUGUACAGUAUUAUACUGAUAUUUUGUUUUUCAGUGUUUUAAUGUGUGUGUUUUACAAGCUGGAGUGGUAUAUUAGACACUGGGCUUUAAACAAACAUCUUGAAUUCAUUCACUAGUACACAUUGUUCAGUGUGCUAUAGUUUCCAUCCAAGUUCAAUACUUUUGGGGGGAAUUUAUCAGUUUCAUUGACAAUUUUUAUGAGAUUUAUUUUGGUGUUAACCCUUUUUAUGUUUUUUAUCAUCUUGACAGAACUUUCAUGUUCCUUACAUUUGGAUACUCCUGGUACACUCUCAUGCUCUGCUUCAUUAUAUUUAAUGUGAACAGAACUGGUAUUCAAUAUUGGUUCUAAUUGGAUCUAAGAACGAUGUAGCUUAUCGGAUUACUGGUUAUAAAUAACCAUAAGAUUAAGUUAAGUUGAAUAUUGAAUACCACCCCUGGGGCAGUUAUUUUAAUAUUAUUUUUUAUCCUUUCCUUAUAUAUGCCUUAGUGAUUCUACUCAGCUUUUUGGCCAGUUAUUUUUACAGUCCAAUCAAAACAUUCAGAAACUUCUCUUAAACAUAGCUAGAUUUAAGCUGCUUAUCAAAUAUGGCCUGAGAAAGUACCAGGGUUGGCGACGAAGAAUGUGGGUACAGUUUUCCAGCUUCAGCUUGAUUUGUGCAAGUUUCUUUUGCAAGAUUCUUCACUGUAAAUAAAUAAUGAUCAUUCUAAACAUCACAUUCCAUUAUAAUAAGAAGCUGUCUGUUCUUAUUGCUCUUUUUGGUAUUUUAGAGGCACAUGUUCCAUACAAUAAUUGAAGCUUGACAAGUACAAAUAACAUAUAUGUUACCAAAAUAAUUGGAAUGUGUUUUAUAUCACUUGUCUAACAGCCAGUAAAUGCAAAAUUACGGGGACUGUUUAUAGUUCCCGGCGAUAUAUCCGAUAUGACGCGUGUAUUGUGUCAUCAAGUUCACACCUAUGGCAUUAGGGGUCGUUGUAAAAACAAGACAGACGAAGAUGACAGUUGUAGGCAAAAAGUGUAUUAAUUUAUUAUUUCAACAAAAACAUCGAAUAUUCGAAUACCUAUUUUGACAUUCGAAUACCAAACGUUCGAUCGAAUAUUCGAAUAUUCGUUUGCAUCCCUAGUUAUUAUGCCAAAAAAGACCAUUUAACAAUUUACUGUAAGACCCUUCUGCAUGUCGAGCUUCAUAUGUAAGCUGCUUACAAAAUAGGAACAUACAUUACUGAAAAUGUAAUAAUUUAUGUGGGAACAUUCCUUUGUAGAAAUGUGUGACCUGUCCAUUUCUUUAGCAUCAUUUCUAUGAUAAUAUUUGAAAUCAUUUCAUUGAUGUUGAUUAUCAAUUAGACUAACAUUGUAGAAGUAGACAGUUUUAUUGUAACACAAUGCCUUACCUAAUGUGAGAAGUACAUGGUGCAUUCUCCCUGUAUGCUGACUAAAUGUAUUAAUGUUUCAUGACUUUGUGUGCGUCUGUUUUAUUGUUUAGUGAUUAUUUUUCAUGGAAUCUUUUUUAUACUGCAUUUUGUGAUAAAUCGUACCAUUUUACUGAUAUGCAUAUGUAUAUUUACAUGAAGGAAUUAAACAUUGAAUACAUUAUA